AUGGCUGAAACGCCAGGUGUAUCGCAGUGCUACGAUGCUCAAGGACGUAGCGUGGGUAAAGUUGUAGCCGAUAAAUCUGGGAAUACAGUCAUAUACAACGACAAAGACGUACCUAUUGCCACUGGCACUGUACAAAAACUCGGCGAACGAUCCUAUCAGGCGGUGAUCAGCAAGAAUUUGUUCAUUGCACGGCUGAAGGAUGCUCGUACCUCUCCGUGCUGUCGUGAAAUCACGGGGCAGAACUGUACGGACCCUAUUAAACUGGCCAAUCCAUCCUUUCAUCACCCAUCUGAACGGGACGGCGACACGCUGAAACUGACAUGGCCGGACUGCUUUGAUAUGUCCAUCGAUGUAACAUUGCCACCAACUCCACUACCCCAAUGA
This is a messenger RNA of Gongylonema pulchrum, 384 nucleotides long. Lineage: Eukaryota; Metazoa; Nematoda; Chromadorea; Rhabditida; Gongylonematidae. The record is from the annotation of a GenBank genome assembly.